This is a messenger RNA of Anopheles marshallii, 372 nucleotides long. Its product is annotated as cuticle protein 21-like. The record is from RefSeq and is a predicted model, not a curated record. Gene Ontology annotation, cellular component: extracellular matrix. NCBI's taxonomy places the organism in Eukaryota, Metazoa, Arthropoda, Insecta, Diptera, Culicidae. Bases 1 to 372 code for a protein of 123 amino acids. The transcript has 3 exons.
AUGAAGUUCGCUGUGUUCGUUGCUUCGCUCAGUGCAGCCGUCGCUCUUUUCGGAGCUCACGCCGCAGUCGUUCCGGUAGCACCGGCCGUGGCGGUCAGCACCAACUACGACCCACUGCCACAGUAUACCUACGCGUACAACGUGCAGGACGCUCUGACGGGCGAUAGCAAAAGCCAGCAAGAAACACGCGAUGGCGAUGUUGUACGGGGCUCGUACUCGCUGGUCGAACCAGACGGCACUCUACGCACGGUCAUCUACACGGCCGAUCCUGUCAACGGAUUCAACGCGGUAGUCCAGCGUGGUCCUCUCGUACCGGUGGCUGCCGGUCCUGCCGUGCUGGCACCGGCACCAGUAGCGCGAGUGUUAGGUUAG